UGUGUUGCAUACCUAGAAACUGCUUCCUGCUGAACAAGGCAUUAGGACCAGCACUGUCAAAUCUUGACCAUGAAUGGGUACUUGGAUGAAUCACACUUUUUGAUGGUGGAGGAGGGUUUCACCACCAGAGACCUCCUUGAGAACCUGCUGCUGGAUCACUCCCAGGCAUGUGACAGAGAGGCCUUCUUUGUGGCAGACCUGGGGGACAUAGUGAAGAAACACCUGCACUUCUUGGAGGCCUUGCCCCAUGUCAAACCAUUUUACACCGUCAAGUGCAACAGCAGCAAGGGAGUUGUGCAGCUGCUGGCUGAAUUAGGGGCAGGAUUUGACUGUGCUAGCAAGGCAGAGAUUGCACUGAUUCAAAGCAUCGGGGUUCCACCAGACAAGAUUAUCUACACCAGUCCCUGCAAACAGAUCUCACAGAUCAAAUAUGCUGCCAGCCAUGGGGUGCAGUUGAUGACCUUUGACAAUGAAGUGGAGCUUGGGAAGGUGGCAAAAAGCCACCCACAUGCCAGGAUGGUUUUGCGCAUUGCCACUGAUGACUCCCGGUCCUCAGCUCGCCUGAGUGUGAAAUUUGGUGCCACCCUUAACUCCUGCAGACAUCUGCUAGAGACAGCAAAAGAGAUGAAUGUGGAGAUUGUUGGCGUCAGUUUUCACGUCGGCAGUGGCUUUGUUGACCCACAGAUCUUCACUCAGUCUAUAGCAAAUGCUCGGCUGGUGUUUGAAAUGGGCUUGGAGCUGGGCUACAAGAUGCACCUAUUGGACAUUGGAGGUGGAUUCCUGGGCACUGAAGAUACUAAAGAGACUGCAGCCAUGAUAAACUCAGCUCUGGAUUUGUAUUUCCCGGAAGGCUGUGGGGUAGAGAUCAUCGCAGAACCCGGACGAUACUAUGUGGCUUCGGCUUUCACCUUGGUUGUCAGUGUCACUGCCAAGCGGGAGGUUCCCUUGGAUCAGCCUGGCUCAGAUGAAGAAGAGCCCAGUAGCAAGAAGAGCAUCAGGUACCACAUCAACGACAGCGUCUACCGAUCCUUUGGCUGCAUCCUUUUUGACAAUGUCUGCCCCACUCCCAUCCUGCAUAAGAAACCCUGCCUAGACCAGCCCUCCUACAACAGCAGCCUCUGGGGUUCCAGCUGUGAUGGGCAGGACUGCAUUGCAGAGGGCUUGGAGCUUCCAGAGCUACAGGUCCAUGACUGGCUGAUCUUUGAGAAUAUGGGCGCCUACACCAUAGCUGCCUCAUCCUCCUUCAAUGGGUUCCAGCCACUGCAAAUCAACUAUGCCAUGUCCCGCUUGGCCUGGGAAGCCAUCCAGCUGCUUCAGAGGAAGCUGCUGCAACCAGAAGACACUAGGGAGAGCAGGUGCGCUCCCCUGUCCUGCGGCUGGGAGUUGCCAGGCCCACUGUGCGCAAACCCUUUCUUCACUCCAGCCAGCAUCAUCUGAGCAGCACCAGUAAUACCAGGGGCAGAUGUUUAACCAGCAGGACUCCUUCCAUACCCUGCUCACACCUGCAGCCAACUUGCCUCUCCCACUUCUGCUCUUCAGUAGGACCCAUUUUCAAUUCAGUGUGGUUUUUUAAGUAUGCAACAUAAAUCCUGUUCCUCCUGCCUG
Molecule: messenger RNA, 1605 nt
Organism: Gavialis gangeticus (Gharial)
Lineage: Eukaryota; Metazoa; Chordata; Crocodylia; Gavialidae
Gene: AZIN2
Product: antizyme inhibitor 2
Exons: 9
Coding region: 70-1437 (455 amino acids)
Cellular component (GO): cytoplasm
Molecular function (GO): catalytic activity
Source: RefSeq, a predicted model, not a curated record